CAUUAGGAUCACCAGAUCAAUAUACCGCUUUUCAAGUUGGCCACCCUGGCACUUGAUGAAUGACUCACGUCACACCUAACCUCAAACUUCGAACCAAAACAAAUAUCAAUGCAAUUUCCAAUCCUCAAAAAUGGUUGAUCUAAAAAAGGACCUAGACGAGUACCUACUUCUCCAAAGCGACCAAAAAAAGUCCUUCAAGCUCCAAAUACCCACGAUCCAGAAGCCCAACAUCGGUAAUUGGUUCAAAAGGGAGCAACCCCCAGAGGACGACUCUUGGUUCCAAGAAACGAAAAAAGGGUGCUGCCCCAGUUUGACGCGGUUUCAACGCAUCGUGCUUUUCGGACUGUGUAUAAUCAUGGGGAUUUUGUGUUUCUCGCUGUCGCUAAUGUACAUCCCAGUAUUGUUAUUCAAGGCUCGGAAAUUCGCCCUAUUAUUCACCCUUGGAAGUCUCUUCUUCGUACUAAGUUUCUUCUUCUUGUGGGGUCCCCUGGCCUACUUAAAACACAUGGUCUCGAAAGAGAGACUGUUUUUAACUCUGACUUAUGGAAGUACGUUAAUCGCCACUCUUUACUGCGCCCUGCAUCUGCAAAGCACCCCGUUUACGGUUUUGUGCGCAGUGGGACAAAUAGUAACUUUGUUGUGGACUGUGAUAGCCAACAUUCCUGGAGGCACGACCGGAGUGUCAUUUUUCUCCAAAAUGUUUUCCAGGUCUGUUGGCAAUACGCUACCAAUUUAGUGUUUUUUGAUGUCAAAAUUACUGUGCAAGACUGUUACCAACUGAGGACUGAACCCCCUGUAUUGACGUUUCCAAAGUUGGCCUCACCAAAAUUUACUAUUUCUAUUUCACUCUGUAAUAGAUGUUAGUCUAGAUAAUAAAUUACUUUGUAUUAUUAUUAUUAUAAAAAGGCAAAUAUUAUACAAUUUGACGUUACAAA
Messenger RNA from Zophobas morio, 935 nucleotides. RefSeq lists its product as uncharacterized. Gene Ontology annotation, biological process: vesicle-mediated transport. Lineage: Eukaryota; Metazoa; Arthropoda; Insecta; Coleoptera; Tenebrionidae. The record is from RefSeq and is a predicted model, not a curated record. Gene Ontology annotation, cellular component: membrane. Bases 131 to 736 code for a protein of 201 amino acids. The transcript is spliced from 3 exons.